Sphenostylis stenocarpa is the source of this 738-nucleotide messenger RNA. The record is from the annotation of a GenBank genome assembly. NCBI's taxonomy places the organism in Eukaryota, Viridiplantae, Streptophyta, Magnoliopsida, Fabales, Fabaceae.
AUGCCUACUUUCAUGCACCUCUUCAUUUUCCUUUGCAUUCUCGUCUCCAUCCACCUCAUAGGUGGGACUCAGCUCAUAUUGGUGAACAACUGCAGAGAGAGUGUGUGGCCCGGAAUCCUUGGCAGUGCAGCCCACCCCACUCCCAAAGACGGUGGUUUUCACCUUUGCAGCGGCGACGAGGUGGCGUUGGAUGUUCCUGAGGGAUGGUCAGGCAGAAUCUGGGGUAGACAAGGCUGUUGCUUUGACCCCAUAACAGGCAAAGGCUCAUGUGAAACAGGUGACUGUGGAGGGCUUUUGAAGUGUGGGGGAAUGGGAGGAGUUCCACCUGCUACCCUUGUGGAAAUGACACUUGGGACCUCUCAAUCAGCAUUGCAUUUCUACGAUGUUAGUUUGGUUGAUGGGUUUAACCUUCCAGUUUCGAUGAAGCCAGUGAGUGGUGGGGUAGGUUGUGGGGUUGCAGCUUGUGAAGCGAACUUGAACGUUUGUUGUCCUCCUGCUUUGGUGAUGAAGCGGCAAGGGAGAGUGGUGGGGUGCAAGAGUGCUUGUUUGGCUGCAAAAUCAGAUAGGUAUUGUUGCACUGGGGAGUUUGCGAGUCCAAAAAGUUGUAAACCUACUGCAUUUGCUCGUCUUUUUAAGACCAUUUGUCCUCAGGCUUAUAGCUACGCCUAUGAUGACUCAACGGCGCUUAAGAUUUGCAAAGCGCGGAGGUACGUCAUCACAUUCUGCCCCCCAAGUUGA